Molecule: messenger RNA, 1863 nt
Organism: Leptosomus discolor (cuckoo roller)
Lineage: Eukaryota; Metazoa; Chordata; Aves; Leptosomiformes; Leptosomidae
Source: RefSeq, a predicted model, not a curated record
CUUGACUCUGAAUACUGAUCAUGGGGAUAUCUUACUGGAUUAUUCGAAGAACCUUGUUACAGAGGAAGUGAUGAAAAUGCUGAUGGAACUGGCAAAGUCAAGGGGUGUGGAAGGUGCCAGAGAGCGCAUGUUCAGUGGAGAAAAGAUCAACUUCACUGAGAACCGAGCUGUGCUUCAUAUUGCUCUGAGAAAUCGUUCUAAUGUGCCAAUACUUGUAGAUGGGAAGGAUGUUGUUCCAGAAGUAAACAAAGUGUUGGACAAAAUGAAACACUUCUGCCAGAGAGUCCGUGGUGGUGAAUGGAAAGGCUACACUGGAAAGACAAUCACUGAUGUGGUCAAUAUUGGGAUUGGUGGCUCUGACUUGGGCCCUCUGAUGGUAACUGAAGCCCUGAAACCAUAUUCCAAGGGAGGCCCCCGUGUUUGGUUUGUAUCGAACAUUGAUGGUACUCAUAUAGCCAAAACCCUGGCUGAGCUUAAACCAGACACUACACUCUUCAUCAUUGCAUCAAAGACUUUCACCACCCAGGAAACUAUCACCAAUGCAGAAACAGCCAAAGAAUGGUUCUUGCAUGCUGCUAAUGAUCCUUCAGCUGUGGCCAAGCAUUUUGUUGCCUUGUCUACCAAUGGUCCUAAAGUUAAAGACUUUGGAAUUGACCCAGAGAACAUGUUUGAGUUUUGGGAUUGGGUUGGUGGCCGCUACUCUCUGUGGUCUGCCAUUGGUCUAUCCAUUGCCCUGCAUAUUGGUUUUGACAACUUUGAGAACCUUCUUGCAGGAGCCCACUGGAUGGAUAAUCACUUCCACACUGCCCCACUGGAGAAGAACAUGCCUGUUCUGUUGGCCAUGCUGGGGGUCUGGUAUAUAAAUUGCUAUGGAUGUGAAACCCAUGCCCUUCUGCCCUAUGACCAAUACAUGCACCGCUUUGCUGCCUACUUCCAGCAGGGUGAUAUGGAAUCUAAUGGCAAAUACAUUACCAAGAAAGGCUCUCGUGUGGACUACAGUACUGGCCCUAUUGUGUGGGGAGAGCCUGGCACCAAUGGGCAGCAUGCUUUUUACCAGCUCAUUCAUCAAGGGACUCGCAUGAUUCCCUGUGACUUUCUGAUCCCAGUCCAGACCCAGCAUCCAGUCAGAAAUGGCUUGCAUCACAAGAUCCUUUUGGCCAACUUUCUUGCUCAGACUGAGGCCUUGAUGAAAGGAAAGACUGCUGAUGAAGCUCGUAAGGAACUUCAGGCAGCAGGACUGAGUGGAGAUGCUCUGGAGAAGCUCCUUCCCCAUAAGGUCUUUGAGGGAAAUCGACCAACCAAUUCCAUCAUGUUUACAAAACUCAACCCAUUCACCCUGGGAGCUAUCAUUGCCAUGUAUGAGCACAAGAUAUUUGUUCAAGGAAUUGUCUGGGACAUUAACAGUUAUGACCAGUGGGGAGUUGAGCUUGGAAAACAACUUGCCAAGAAAAUUGAGCCUGAACUGGAGUCAGAUGCUCCAGUGACAUCUCAUGAUAGCUCAACAAAUGGGCUUAUCAAUUUCAUCAAAAAACACAGAGCCUGAAACAAAAGAUUUGGAGGAUAUCGACAAUCUAGCCACCGAAUACCCAAAUCCGUUGUAGUUGUGCUUUUUUAGCCACUUCUAACAAAAAUAGCACUUUACAGAUGUAGCUCCUUCACUUGUUGCUGUUAAUCUUGUUGUGUCAAGUGUUACAAAUGGAAACUAGUUUUGUGAAACCCAGAGAUUGUAUAGUUGCUUUCUAUUUUUGUGGCUGUUAAUCUGUAAAGUGCAGCUGGUAUGUUCCUCAGUUCUUAUCCCUCAAUUUCCUUAAAGAUGAUCACAUACUGGUAAUAGAAAAUAAAAGGUAUGAUGGAUGAGUAAAA